CAUCACACUAUCACACUCUGAUAUAGCAGAAAGUACAUUCUUGAAGAUAGGCCUUUACUGACUCUGUGAUCAUGUCUUCUGGUCGCCAAACUCUAGCACAACAACUCAAAGAGCUGCACGAGAAAACGGUGCCCUCCGCUGAGAUCGACCCGGAAAAUGCGUACUCCUCCUUGUCCACCUUCCGCCCUAAUGGAGAAGACGAUUCUAUCGGCCGGAGUCAUUAUGCGGUCUCAGGAACUUCUCGCCUGCGAGACACCGCUGCGACAACAUUUGCUGAGCUAGACGAAAAGUACGCUGGGUCAUCUAGCAAGCCCAAGCGAGUCAAAAUCUUCGACGACGAUCCAAGCGAUGACGAUGAAGACACCGAGCCGAUAGCACCUGUCCGAGGAGAAUUCGAUUAUCUUGGUGAAUCUAGCGGAGGGGAAGAAAGUUUCGAGGAAGGGGAGUUGGACGAGGUGGAAGAAGAUGACAUGGAGUCAGAUUCUGCAGCAGAAGCGAUGUCAUCACGCAGUCCCACCUUGCUUGGCAAAUCCGUGGGACCGACCAGCAACGCUGUCCCGGCGAAGGCUCUGGAUCCUCUAGCAGCUCUAAAGAGCUCGAAGAUGAAGGACGUCGAGAAGGGUCAGGCCAUACAGAAGCAGCAGGUAAAAAAGGAGUUCCAUCUCGCACUACCUGGAUGACUCGCUAACAGACUUUGGCAUGUAGAAAACUUUCGACGAACUACUUACCGCUC
Molecule: messenger RNA, 733 nt
Organism: Filobasidium floriforme
Lineage: Eukaryota; Fungi; Basidiomycota; Tremellomycetes; Filobasidiales; Filobasidiaceae
Exons: 5
Coding region: 72-680 (202 amino acids)
Source: RefSeq, a predicted model, not a curated record